This is a messenger RNA of Penicillium coprophilum, 1176 nucleotides long. Its product is annotated as isocyanide synthase family protein. NCBI's taxonomy places the organism in Eukaryota, Fungi, Ascomycota, Eurotiomycetes, Eurotiales, Aspergillaceae. The transcript is spliced from 3 exons. The record is from RefSeq and is a predicted model, not a curated record. Bases 1 to 1176 code for a protein of 391 amino acids.
AUGACAUUUGAAUACGCCCCAGAUGAUGUGCCUCAGAAGAUUAUCGAGGUGUUAAAGCGGUUCUGCUUACAUUCAAGCAAAGAUGGCCAUCAGAACGACGUCGGAAGGGUGUUUGAAUCAGUGCCUGAGAAAUUGAAGAUCGAUAUUAUGGCAAACCAGCAGAUAACCAUGGUCUUACCUGCAUUCCCGUGGAAGAGCCCGAAUCAGGACAAAGUCCUAGGAGACGGGGCUGAUCUAGGAGAGGAAAUGGGUCUGGCGAGGUUGAAUCACCUGUGCGAGGAGAUCUCAAAGGUCUACCCUUACGGCACGCGACUUAUCCUCAUAUGUGAUGGACCAGUGUAUAACGAUUUGGUUGGCGUUCCCGACGACGAAUAUUACGACUACGGCAUUGAGCUACGCAAAUUCGCCCAAAAGAAACAGUUCUCUUCUAUCCAGUUUAUCCGAUUGAUAAACUUGUUGGGAUUAGGAGAUGGCGAAAAAAUCACCAAGGCAGAUUAUCUGCGUCUCGUCCCCACCUGCAGGGAGAAACUGAUGUCACCCACGUACUUUGACCCGACAUUUGAUAUUGAAAACGAGUUGAAGACAAAUCCAGAUACCAAGACAACAUAUGAGAGCUAUUUCAGUCGCAUCUCAGAGGAUCUAAAAUGGGCCAAAGGGUUUGACCCUAUUGUCGCGGCCGACCCGGCGCUCUACACAGCUGAGGUGUCCAAAGUGGCGAAAACCAUGAUCAACAGGCUCAUCGCAUAUGAAGCCGUCAUUAAUGCCACACUCGGAAAAUACAUCCGUCUGUCGAUUCACCCUUCAUUGGGGCGAAACAAGAUCUCUAUUCCCCUGCUGCGACAAGGUGACCUGUUUGGUGAUAUGCCAUGGCAUGCAAGUGUAGUGGUACUGUCGAAUGGGGAGAUUCAAACCGGAAACUCGCGAGAAUUUCGCAAACUGUACGAGGUCGUGGUGAGGCAUGGCCGGCCUUAUUACUUCAGAGAGCGGAGCCCAAUGUAUGAAUGGGAGGCAGAGGUGGAGUUUCAGCAUGACUACGAUGGGUUGAUCGUGAAGAACCCUUUUCAGAGAGCCCAGAUGCUUGGUAAGGAUGAUCGCUUGAAGCUGGCUCGCUUGAUUGUGCAAUAUCAGACCAAGUCGGUUCGGGUGGAGGGCUUUGAAGUAUCGAAUGACGUGUAA